AUGUUCCUCCAAGACUUUGCUGGACACCCCAACAUCAUAAAACUUCACAAAGUAAUCAGAGCCGAAAAUGACCGAGACAUCUAUCUCAUAUUUGAGUUCAUGGAGACUGACCUUCACAAUGUUAUAAAGCGAGGAAACAUUCUGAAAGAUGUUCACAAGCGUUACAUCAUGUACCAACUCUUAAAAGCCACUAAGUACUUACAUUCUGGGAAUGUCAUCCACCGGGACCAAAAGCCUUCCAAUAUUCUGCUAAACACUGAUUGUUUGGUGAAAGUGUGUGACUUUGGUUUGGCCCGUUCUCUUUCCCAAAUUGGGAGGGAUGAAAUGGGAAACCCAAAUCUCACGGAAUAUGUUGCCACACGAUGGUACAGAGCUCCAGAGAUUCUUUUGGCUUCUCACAGGUAUACAAAAGGUGUGGAUAUGUGGAGUUUGGGUUGCAUACUUGGAGAAAUGUUGCUAGGCAAACCUUUAUUUCCUGGUUCAUCAACACUCAACCAAAUUGAACACAUUAUGAGCAUAAUAAACCCACCAACAAAUGAUGAUAUUGAAAGUAUCCAGUCUGCUUAUGGUGCGUCUAUUUUAGAGAAAGCCUCUAUCAAGCCCAAGAAAAGUCUGUCAACCCUCCUGUCUGAUGCUCCCCAUGAAGCAGUUGACCUUGUCUCAAGGCUUCUUCAUUUUAACCCUGAGAAACGAAUCACAGUUGAUGAAGCUCUCCAGCAUCCUUAUGUCAUUCAAUUUUAUAAUCCUGAUGAUGAAAUAGUCCUUGGCUGUGAUGUUGUACCUUGCUUGAGUGAUGAAACCCAACUUACUGUGGAUGAAUACCGAAAGAAGCUUUAUGAGAUUAUUCUCGAAAGAUCCCGAAGGCGUCGGGACAUGGGUAAAGGUGACGUACCACGAUCACACAAAGAACAACUUCCGGAUGUCAUUCCACCCAAUGAACCAUUCCAUAAGGAGAACAGGCAACAAAACCAGACUUCUCCUUUCAGUUCAGGAAUAACUGCACAUCAUGGAACUAUGGGGCACACUGACUGCCUACUUACCUCCCACAAAUCGUCCUUCCUGCAGAAAGCUUCCACACACAAUUCUGAGACCCCAGCACCACACCCAAAUCGGUUGCGGCCCAUGUCAAGAUAUAAGCCAUUAGAGAAUAUUACCACUUCUUCAGCCCUAAAACCAAGCAGCCAGGGAUGGGCUGCCAGUUCAAUGGCCAAACCUUCAACUGGUGAGGAGCUGUCUGAUACUGAUACCUUAAGGAAUCGCAACAUCUCUGCGCCAGUUGGUGGUCGAGGUAGAACACGAAGUAUGAAUGGAAUGUUCCAGACAGGCAAUCCCAUAAUUACUCGGGACAGCAAAACUGGACUGACCAUCACAUCAUCUCCUCUGGUUCGGAACCAACGCCCAGUCUCUGCAAAGGAUUCAAGACCCAAACCAGUGUUUGGUCGACGACAAUUCAAUAACAGCAUCAACAACUGCUCCGGAGGUGCUCCAAAAGCAACAUUUGGCAGUUAUACACAGUCAUAUGGCACCAUCACUGCAAGUGGCUUGGCUUCUUUGCAAACCAAGAAGCCUUAA
This is a messenger RNA of Acanthosepion pharaonis, 1572 nucleotides long. Lineage: Eukaryota; Metazoa; Mollusca; Cephalopoda; Sepiida; Sepiidae. The record is from the annotation of a GenBank genome assembly.